Molecule: messenger RNA, 3171 nt
Organism: Penicillium taxi
Lineage: Eukaryota; Fungi; Ascomycota; Eurotiomycetes; Eurotiales; Aspergillaceae
Gene: nic96
Product: linker nucleoporin NIC96
Exons: 5
Coding region: 1-3171 (1056 amino acids)
Biological process (GO): poly(A)+ mRNA export from nucleus; protein import into nucleus
Cellular component (GO): nuclear pore
Molecular function (GO): structural constituent of nuclear pore
Source: RefSeq, a predicted model, not a curated record
AUGAAUUCAAACACUUCCUCUCUCUUUGGAGGGGGUGGUCUUGGGGGCGGUCUUGGUCUUGGGGCAUCAGCAGCUCCCCAGACCUCAAGUUUGUUUGGUACGAACAAUGCGACUACAAGUGCACCAGGAACUAGCACCUUUGGGACUACUCAGGGAGCUCAAAGCUCGCUUUUCGGUGCUUCCCAGGCUCAGCCACAGCCCGCCCAGCCUUCACUUUUAGGCCAGUCUUCCCUAGGCCAGACCCAAUCGCAAGCCAACCCCGGUCCAGCUCAAGCCGGGCUUUCAACUCAGACAACCCAGCCUGCAUUUUUCAACAGCUUACUGGAGCGUGGCAAGAAGCGACCUCUUCCCGGUGGCCAGAACGGUAACUUUGAAAAUGUUCCCAGUCUACAGCUCGGCCUGGAUGAUAUCCGCAGGAAGGCAAGGGAACUGGGCUCAGCUGGGAUCAGAGACCAUCAAUCAACAACAAAAGCUCAUUACCUACUUGCAUCAUCCGGUAUUACACCAGGACGCGCUCUCCGAGAUCUUCAAUCUCUUGACCCUCAAGCACCCCUAGCAGCUGCUCGAGAAAUCGACAGCUUCGAUCCAGAUAACCAGAGAUUCCUCCGGAACAUGCAGCAACGUGGCCGACAGGUGAUGGUUGCGGAGAGUCUCUCUCGGGCCCAGAGAGAUUUUGAUACGUUCUUAGAAGAGAAGGUGGACAUGGACUGGGAAGAGCAACGUCAGAAAAUCUUUGAACAUUUUGGUCUCUCCCAAAAGGAUAGUACGGACUCCGGAAGUCUGCGAGCCACGAAUCGCGGCGCUUUUGGUCGAACAGCAAGACAGUCCAAGCAGGCAGGUGCUACAAGCGGACCUGCUGCCUCUCGCAGAAGUGUCUUUGGACGCUCUGGUCUUGACAAAUCUGUCAUUGGAACACCCGGCUCUGGUAUGACGAACCGACAACUCUUUGAAGAGCCCGCCGAGCGCAAUGAAGGACUGAGUGCUUCUUCGCCUGACCUCAGGUUCCAGCGUGAGAAGAUGAGACAGUAUGCCGAUAAAGUGCAGCAGCUGAACGUCGCUCGCCUACGCGGUCAAACCUACCCUAUUUUCCAUCAGUUUUCGGAAGUUGAAGUUCGCACUGGCGGCGAUUCCCCGCAUCAGCUUUUCGCCGCAUAUCAAGCCUUGGCUAAGGUGGUGGGUGAGAAGCCUAGCAUUGCUAGCAUCUCAGAACCCGGUGCAGUCAAAGAGCGACAGUUUGUUGAUGACUAUCUCGAAGAAUCAAACAAUUCCCGCAAGGUCAUCAAUCUCAAGAAGAGGAUUCUUGAGGGCUCAAGAACAUUUCUCGAACAGAAAUUCUACGCCGACAUGGAAGAUAGCAUCGCCAAAAACCCACGCCAAGCGCAAUUGGGUGGUAUCCCGACAGUUAUCAACAAGAUCCGGGCUUACAUUCGCCUGCGCGCCUCGAGGAAAGACCUUGCACCUGAUGGGACCGAGCUUCAGCUGGUUGGUUCAGAUUACUGCUGGAUUCUGAUCUACUAUCUUCUCCGUUGUGGUUUUGUCAAAGAGGCUGCCGAGUAUGUCAGUCAGGAUCCUGGUUUUCGGUCAAUGGAUCACAAAUUCGUGACUUAUAUGACCACCUACGCGCAGAACCGCCGACUGCCUAGAGAUUUGCAACAAAAAAUCAAUGGCGAGUAUCAACAGCGUUCUCGGAACGCACCAGACAACACUGUCGACCCUUAUCGGAUGGCAUGCUACCUGAUCAUUGGCCGCUGUGAUUUGUCACGACGUCGUCUCCAUGAUGGAGUGAACCAGACUGUUGAGGAUUGGACUUGGUUGCAGUUCAGCCUUGCUCGUGAAGAUGAUCGUGCUGAAGAAGUGGCAGGCGAUGUCUUUGGCUUGGAAGAUAUUCAGACUGAUAUCAGUGAGAUUGGACAGAGAAUGUUCACCAAGGGCCAGGAUGCGACUGCUGGCUACGGAACAUACUUCUUCCUCCAGAUUUUGGGCGGCAUGUAUGAACAGGCCGUGUCUUAUUUGGGAACUUAUGCUCCUGUCACAGCUGUCCACUUUGCAAUUGCCCUGUCAUACUAUGGUCUUUUGCGAGUGUCUGACUUUUAUGUCUCCGGAGAGGAAGUUUUGUCAUUCACAGUCAAACAGUACCCUCAGAUCAAUUUCGGGUAUCUCAUCACCCAAUACACACGUGAAUUCCGCACUGGUUUCGUCGAGGCAGCCGUUGAUUACUUUACACUGAUUUGUCUUAACGCGGACCUUCCAGGCUCUCUGGGCAAAUCUCAAGCCUCUGUAUGCCACGAGGCAUUACGUGAGUUUAUUCUCGAGACCCGAGACUUCGCCAAACUUCUGGGCGAUAUGCGUUCCGAUGGUUCUCGCAUCAAGGGUAUUAUCGAGCAGCGUCUGGAUUUAAUUAAGCUGUCCGAUGAAGAGGACUUCUUGAAAAACAUUACAGACCAAGCUGCAGGUGUAGCAGAUGAUAAGGGUCUGGUCACUGAUGCGGUUCUCCUUUAUCACCUGGCGGAGCAUUAUGACCGUGUGAUCGAAAUCAUCAAUAGGGCUCUGUCGGACGCAAUCGCGGUUGAGCUGGGUGGUACUAUGCAAAAGCUGCAGCCCCUUCGUCCUCGGAAUCCCCCGUCCAACGAUGCGUUCGGCGUCGUGGAGCCAGAGAGCAGUCUCAGCUUGACGAGCGUGGAUGAUCCCGUCGUCCUAGCAAAGACCAUGCUCAUUCUUUACAACUCUAAGCCGAUGUACUAUGAGAAAAUUCGCGCAGUCGAGCGGGACACCUGCGGGUUACUUAUCUGCAUGAUGGAUGCCAAAAUUGAAGUUGAGGCCGGCCGGUGGGCACCAGCACUUGAUGCCAUUGACCUCUUGGGUGUUCUUCCAUUACAAGCACAUGGUUCCAUGCCACUCAUCCGGAGUGCGGCCCAGUCAUUCUCUGGCUUCCCGGAGAUUAUUUCACGUAAUGUCGGGCACGUCAUCAUGUGGUGCAUUGCUUGCAUUGGUAAUGAGCGCCAGCGACAAACUUCUGGCCCCUAUGAGACUGACAUGCACGCGGGCUUUGCGGACCGACUGCUCAGUAUGGCCAAAGAUCUUAUGAUCUUUUCCGGUAUGGUGAAAUACAAAUUGCCGCCUAAGGUCUACGAGGCAUUGGCUCGAGCUGCAGCAGAUAUUGGCGCUUAUUAG